AUGUAUUUCAGUAUCAAUAGCAUUGGGACCGCAACGGCUGCCCACAGAGACAUUUCAUCAUAUCCACUCGAGGGUUUGAUGAGUUCUCCUGGAAGUCAGACCGUGGAAUUUGAGAAGACUUUACAACUCGCCGGAAAGAAAAUUUUCUCCACCCUCGACCUCAACCUCACCACAUACGAGCCACACCUCGUAGCAACAACUACCGGUCAGCGAGCAAAACGUGGAGAAAACCGCCAUCAACACACCAUUUGGCCUUUUCGAGUUCCCGCGCACGUGUCCCGGUCUAAAGAACGCCGGACAGACUUUCCAACGCUUAUUCCCGAAGCACUGCGCGAACUGGACUUCGUAUUCCCCUUCGUUGACGACCUACUCAUAGCAUCGACCGAGGAAGAGCACCGAAAACAUCUACGCACUCGAAUAAUACGGCAUCACUAUCGACCUGUCAAAAUGUUUUCGUUUUACCAAUUUUCCAAAACCAAAACCGUGGAAGAACUGCGACGUGAAAAUAUCAAACAAUCCGUCUACAUACCUGCACAACGUCAAGAAGCGGAUCGACUGGAACGCUGA
Molecule: messenger RNA, 567 nt
Organism: Pieris macdunnoughi
Lineage: Eukaryota; Metazoa; Arthropoda; Insecta; Lepidoptera; Pieridae
Source: the annotation of a GenBank genome assembly